AUGUUGCAAAAGAUCUAUGAUUAUUUUUCUACAUUCUUUUCUGGCCGCUUUACUGAGGUUCCACGUACACCAGAAUCAAAUGUCGGUGAAAAUGCUCGCGAAGAUGAUCAAAGCAGUAUUGGGAGUAUUGGGAUUGCAUCGUUCUUUGUUAUGGCUGAAUGUGAUCAAAUGAGGGAUCUCGAGAGAGCAGCUUUUGAACUCAUGGAAAUUGAUAGAAAAUUCAACAAGUUUCAAGACAGUGUGGAAAUAAUGAAAAUAAUAUCCCUGCUGGUUUGCUUCGGUUUGGCUAUUAUAUUAGUUUCAGUUCAAUUGGAAGUGAUUACAAUCAAGUUCAUCAAGAUGAUUUCAAAUUCUGUUUUAAAUUUAACAAAUUAUUUUGCAUCAAGAAGAGAAAACAGUUUUAGUUCAAUUGGAAGUGAUAGAACAAAAACUAAAUAUAGACAUGAAUCAAGUGCACCAGCUACUGCUUCCACGCUAUUACCAACUACAUUAUCUACACCUAUGUUGUUAUUAAAUUCUCAUCAAGAAAGAGCUCUAUCCAAACUAUCUUCAGUAAUGGAGAUGGAAUCUGGUACAAUUUCAUCAAAUGAUGUAUAA
Hansenula ciferrii is the source of this 597-nucleotide messenger RNA. RefSeq lists its product as uncharacterized. The record is from RefSeq and is a predicted model, not a curated record. Lineage: Eukaryota; Fungi; Ascomycota; Saccharomycetes; Phaffomycetales; Wickerhamomycetaceae. The coding region runs from base 1 to 597 and encodes 198 amino acids. The transcript is spliced from 2 exons.